UUUACUCUUGCCAUCAUGUUCGCGUUGUUUCGCGGGGCUUGCAGGUCGAUGUCCACUGCGGCCUACCCAUUCUCGAAAACCGCCUUGGUUCUCCCCGACCCUGCAGAAGCCCCGUCUGCCGCACUCAAGUUAGGCAAAGGCCUGAUGCCAUACCUUUCCACUUCACUCCCGACACCCGAAAAACAACAAUUGCUACGCCAUUUCUUCUCGAGGCGGUCUCGUAGUCAGCUACAACCUGGCUCAAUCAUCACUGUCACCCUCGACCACGCGCCAACAACCUUCACUGGUGUUCUAUUGGCCAUCCGAAGACGAGGAGUCGACACAUCUUUUGUUGUUCGGAAUAUAGUCCAGAGAACAGGGGUGGAAAUGCAGUUCUUCGCCAACUCCCCACAUUUGAAGGAGAUCAAGGUCUUACAACGACCACCCAAGGGCCGGAUGAGGAGAGCAAAGCUGUACUAUCUGCGCGACGCGCCAGACAAGAUGAGUGCAUUGGCGGGGAAUAUCAAACUCCAGUGA
Molecule: messenger RNA, 516 nt
Organism: Mycena indigotica
Lineage: Eukaryota; Fungi; Basidiomycota; Agaricomycetes; Agaricales; Mycenaceae
Product: Mitochondrial ribosomal
Exons: 1
Coding region: 16-516 (166 amino acids)
Biological process (GO): translation
Cellular component (GO): mitochondrial large ribosomal subunit; ribosome
Molecular function (GO): structural constituent of ribosome
Source: RefSeq, a predicted model, not a curated record